GGCACACCCAUGCUCUUAUCGACACGUGACAACGACAUCAUCCAUCUCCAUUGCAGUUGCUGCAGUUUCCUUCUUUCUCUACCUGUUCCUCCUUCCGUGUAUCGCUUUUUGGACACUAUCAACCAUUGGAUACUCCCAGGUCACAUCUACGAAUGGAAUCAGAUGCUCUCCGUGCUCAUCAUGCCCGGCGUUGACGCGGAUUUCUCUCGAUUAUCACCAGGGGAUCUAAGGCACCCGACACUGCUCAAAUGUAGUUGAGCCCGUCAUGCCUUCAACAGAUCGUAUCAAGCCACUUCCGCCAGAAGUAGUGGCAAAGAUCAAGUCCUCUACAUCGGUCACCAACUUAAGCGACGUGAUCGUGGAACUGGUCAAGAAUGCCCUGGAUGCAAAUUCCCGUACGGUUUUCGUCACGGUCGAUUUCCAGCGCGGAGGCUGCGUGGUAGAUGACGAUGGAGACGGCAUUCUACCCGCCGAGUUUGAAGCGCAUGGCGGAUUAAUGAAGGCGCACCAUACCUCGAGAUUCGAUGCGUCCAAAAUGAUUUACGGCCAUCGGGGCUUAUUUCUCGCUUCGUUAUCCUCAUUGUCGUUGUUGACAGUAACGUCACGGCAUGUUCGUCAUUCAACCACAAAUACAGUUGUCUUUCACCAUGCGACUCCGGUGGCGCGGUUGUGCCCGGCUCCCGCUCAACGCGAGCCUAGGUUUGGUGCGCAUGGAACCAGUGUCACUGUCAACGAUCUUUUUGGGAACAUGCCCGUGCGUGUUAAGAAUAGGGCAUUGACCCUCCAAAAGCCGGACGAACUCGAGCGGCAGUGGGAUGAGUUGAAGCAAUCUCUGGUGUCGUUAAUGGUUGCCAAUGACCGCCUUAACAGACUAGUAGUAUCUGAUGCUGGUAAAGAACGAAAGCUUACCAUACGGCCGCGCGCCACCAACGAACAGGCUGAUGGUAGCUUGGACCGCCUCCGAGUUAGUUCUAUCCUUGCGCAGGCUGGAUUGGUUGAUUCCCCAGAUGCUAGUCAUUGGGACACUGUCUCCGCCUGCGUUCCUGAUCUUGCUAUCUAUGCUGCCAUCUCUCUCGUUCCCAGCCCAUCGAAAAGAGUGCAAUUCAUUUCCAUAGGGAUUGAUCCGCUCCAGCAACGGAACAAUGCAAAUCUCCUGUACGGCGAAGUCAAUCGCCUCUUUUCUUUAUCCGAUUUCGGUACGGGCUCGAGUGUGAGUUCUACCUCGAGGGAGUUUUCAAGUCGCGUUGGUCCAAAUGCAAAAUCCGCGGCCAAGUCAGUCAGUAAGUGGCCAGUGUUCUGCAUUCGAAUAUACACGACCGAUCCACAGAGAAUCAACGGCGACGGUCAGGAAGGCCCUGAAUCAGAAAAGUCCAUCCAGCGUAUCAUAGAUAUCCUCGGUGCGCUGGUCAAUGAAUUUUUAAAACAGCAUGACCUACGGCCGCGUGCUACGAAAGGAUUUGGGAACAGAACACAGCUUCAGAUGGGAGUCGAGAAUGGAGACAAACCAAGCGCUCAUUCUCGUGGCAAAUAUGGCACGACCUCCAGUACUGAAGAAGCUCUGGGUGGGCAGGUGAAACUCCCACCCUUCAAGAGGCGCGCACCCAUAAUUAGUCAGCACUUCGGAGACUGGUCGAGAAUCAAAAGUGCAAGAGAUAUUUCCGAAAUGUGCUCCCCAAGAUUAAAGCACUACACCCCAUCUCCGACGGACCCGGUCAUUCACCAGCGUUCAAAGCGCAGGUCUCCAGAAAGGGCGAGUUACUUCCCACAGACACCGCAAACCGUGGGUGAAUCAGACCCAGGGGUUGAUGAUAAGGGGACAGACACGGAUACAGCUGUCACUUGGACUGAUCCCUUGACUGGAAGAAGUCAUCUACUAAAUCCCCGGACCGGCCAGUCGAUCGCUCCCCAGUCGACGAACUCGUUUCGAUCCGUGCGAACGUCGGACAGCAUAACCAGACCAAGAUCCGCCAUUCUGAAUGAGACGAAAAACAAGUGGGUCGAAAAUCUUCUGGAGAACUGGGAUAACCCAACUUUUGGUCGUGCCGAACGCCCAAUCAGCGCGAUUGAUAUAGGUCCCGGUCAUGAAGACGUUUCGGGCUUGGAAGCCAAAUGUCGUGAUCUCAGCGGUGAAAUGUGUGAGCUACAAAAGUUCGGGUUGUCGAAGUUCCGCGGCAAGCUAAGCAGACAAAAUCUGGAAAGGGCCGAGACAGUUGCCCAGGUAGAUCGAAAGUUUAUCUUGGCCAAAUUGGGGACUACACCAGGCGGUCAUGGCCUCGAUGUCGCAGGGUCAGUGCUGGUCCUUAUUGACCAGCAUGCGGCUGAUGAGAGAUGCCGCGUGGAAGCUCUCUUCGAACGGUUUUUGGAGGGGGAUUCCCGACGGAUAGACACUGUCACAUUGGAUCCCAUUGUUUUUGAGACCCCGUCCACCGAAUUGGCUCUUUUGAAGCGGUAUGCCGGAUUUUUCAGUUCUUGGGGUGUAGGGUACACCGUGGAGCAGGGGCCUGAAGACAAACGAGCGUUUGUCUCCGUGAAUACUCUCCCGAGGCUCAUCGCAGAACGAUGUCGAGUGGAACCAAGUUUGGUAACAGACCUCAUCCGCGGCGAGAUCUGGCGCCGCGAAGAAACAGGUGGAAGACCGACAACCGUCACAGCGACCGUCAGACCUCCGGACGCUGGCGAAGUGAACAUAUGGGUGAGACGACUGGACGGAUGUCCACAGGGAAUCAUCGAGCUGGUGAACUCGCGCGCCUGCCGCACGGCGAUCAUGUUCAACGACAUUUUGAACACGUCAGAAUGCCAGAGUCUGGUCCGCCGGCUGGCGCGGUGCGUAUUUCCGUUCCAGUGUGCGCAUGGUCGGCCGUCGAUGAUUCCUGUCGUUAUGACUGGGAUAAAUGAUGCAGAAGAAGACUACUGGGAAGAUACACCUGGGGAAGGGGUAGGGGUAGAUUUUGUGGAUGCGUUUCGGCGGUGGCGGAAUCACAUAGAUUCUGGUGACUGACUACGGAGUAGGUCCUCUUUAUCUAUUUGCUUGGGUACAUUAUCUACUGGAUACAUUUCUCGAAGGAGAUAGACAGGAACAGCGGAAUUUUCAGGUACCGGUCUACUACAGAGCAGUAGUACACAUAGCCAUAUAUACAGAGGACAAUAAAUACAUCCAUCCAUCCAUUGAAUCCAUCCAUGUAAUCAAUCCAAUCCAUUCCAUUCCAAUCCAGCUCAAACCAACCGAACCAAAAGCCAGAAAAAAGAACCAACAAGAAAGAAGAAUAAACAAUGAAACCAAUGAUACAAAAUAAUAUAAAUCCCACAAAAACAAUCCCAAGACAGAUGCAGAUGCAUCGGUCUUCGUAUAACCAAUCAAUCAAACAGGGGAGGAAAAAAAGCCAGCAAUACAGAUAAAGUAGGUAAGUAGGUAAGUAUGUAGGAAGGA
Molecule: messenger RNA, 3427 nt
Organism: Aspergillus candidus
Lineage: Eukaryota; Fungi; Ascomycota; Eurotiomycetes; Eurotiales; Aspergillaceae
Product: putative DNA mismatch repair protein (Mlh3)
Exons: 2
Coding region: 266-2998 (910 amino acids)
Biological process (GO): mismatch repair
Cellular component (GO): mismatch repair complex
Molecular function (GO): ATP-dependent DNA damage sensor activity; ATP binding; ATP hydrolysis activity
Source: RefSeq, a predicted model, not a curated record